Messenger RNA from Saccoglossus kowalevskii, 429 nucleotides. Its product is annotated as protein N-lysine methyltransferase METTL21D-like. Lineage: Eukaryota; Metazoa; Hemichordata; Enteropneusta; Harrimaniidae. The record is from RefSeq and is a predicted model, not a curated record. Gene Ontology annotation, cellular component: cytosol; protein-containing complex.
AUGAAGAGGAAGAAAGUGGUGGAAUUAGGUGCUGGGACAGGUAUUGUUGGCAUCACAGCUGCUGCCUUAGGUGGAAAUGUUGCUCUAACAGAUUUACCACAGUCUGUUUCUCUGCUGCAAUUAAAUAUCACCACUAAUAAAAAGCUAAUGAAAGGCAACAUAGAGGCAAAGGCUGCAAGCAAGUCUAGUAACUUAAUAUCUGUUCAGUCUAUAGAACCUCUUGUAGAGACGAUUUGCAAUAUAAGCAACCGAGACACGAAAGUCCUCAUGUCGUUUGAAGAAAGAACAACAGACAACAAACCAGUAUUACAGAAACGGUUUUUUGAUCUAAUUGAAAAAGAAUUUGAAAUUGGGAAGAUUGGAUUAGACCGGCAAGAUGAAGUUUAUAGAAGUGACGAUAUUCAUAUAAUCAUGAUGACAAAACGAUGA